Messenger RNA from Rotaria sordida, 1218 nucleotides. Lineage: Eukaryota; Metazoa; Rotifera; Eurotatoria; Philodinida; Philodinidae. The record is from the annotation of a GenBank genome assembly.
AUGUAUACUGCUGAAAUUAAUGAUAGUGGAAAUCCAUAUGCAGAUAAUUUGAUCCAUAGUAAUUCAAAUGAACAGAACUUUCGUUCUUACAACAGAAAAAGAUCUGUUCAACAUCCAAAUGAAGAUGAAUCAUCAAAUCAUACACCUAAACGCAAUCGUAUGGAAACAUCUGGUCGUGAUAUUGGAAUUGAUCAACAUCCAUCCAAGUUAGGUCAAAAUAAACAAGAAAGUACAAGAACAUCAACAGCAAGAACAUUAACAUCUUAUUUUAAUAUGAAUCAUCAAUUUAAGAAAAGCCCCAAUGAUUCAUCAUUUCGAUUACGUCGUGAGUCAUCACGUCAAACAUUUCCACCAUUUCGUAUUACACUACAAGAUGUUAAUCGUUACCCAUCAACAGAAUUAAGUAUAAUAAAAGAAAUUAACAAACAUUGUAAAUUAAAUCUAACCUAUGGACGAUAUACCAAAACAUCAGAUAAUCAAACGUGUUUUUUACUUUACACCAGCACUACAACACAAUUCGAAUACUUGAUGUGUGAAACCAACUGGCCUUCUAUGAUCAACAACACCAAAUACAAACUCGACUUACCAAAUAAAAUACCAUCAUCGUAUUCUAUCGUUGUUCAAAAUGUUCCUAGUCAAUGGAGUGCACAAGCUUUUGGAAAUGAAUUAAAACAACAUUAUUCAUCAGUUGUACGUGCUGUACGUCUAUUCGUUAAUGGUGGACGUCCUCUAUCAAAAGUUCGUGUUGAUUUUUCAUCAUAUAAGGAAUUAUCGACGAUAUUAAAAUCAAAACGCAUAUUACUUGAUGAUGAGAAUACUGCAUUUGCUGUUGAACCAUAUGUACCACCAACGCGAAUAUUAAGAUGUUACAAUUGUCAAGUUUACGAUGAUCACAUUGCAGCACAUUGUCCAAACAAAAAUAAUCCAGUUUGCUUCAGAUGUUCACAGAACCACCCUUAUAAUCCAAACUGUGAUAAUAUCAUCAAAUGUGCUCAUUGCCAAGGUGAUCAUAUGGCAGGAAAUCCAAGUUGUCCAGUUAAAUUAGGAAAACGUCAAGAAAAACAUCAACAACUGAAGAUUUCACAUGUAACAUCCACGUCAACAGCUCAACAACAACACAAGCAAAUCUGGUCUGACAACACAAAAGAAUGUCUUUUUGGUGUUGAAACAGCAGCACUUAAUGCUACAUCAACAACCGUAAAUAAUAAAAAACAAUAA